GAAUCUCUGCUUCAGCGACUCAAACACCCGAAAGAGUUUCACAAGGGUCGUUUCGUUGUGAGUGAUGAAGAUGCUUUGUUGAAUACUCAGUGCCCGAAGAAAUUGGAGCUGCGAUGGCAUAGUGAAGUCACUUCUAGCGUUUAUGCUACACCCUUGAUUGCUGAUAUUAACAGUGAUGGAAAGCUUGACAUUGUUUUUCUCUCUUCUCUCUCCGUCGGUUCACCAUUCUCUCUGUUUCUGGGAUGGGUGAUUUCUUCAAUGAGACUUAGAACAACGUUGGUGUUGCUUUUGGAACUUCUUACUAUCAUCUUCACCCUAACCAUGCAACUCUCCUCUAGGAUCUUCUUCUUGUUUUUCGAUGACCUUAAACCAUAUGCUUUAGUACAGUUUGUUCAUUGCAUUGCCAUUCCUCUGAUGUUUAUUCUAUUACCUCCAAUGUAUACACAUUCUACGUAUUGGCUUUGGGCUGCAGGAUUUUAUCUCUUAGCCAAGGUGGAAGAAGCUGCUGAUAAGCCUAUAUAUAGCUGGGAAUUGACUGGGAAUUGCAGAUUCAUAUUCAAACCGUUCUCACCGUUUAACUUGGUUGGUUUCAUAUAUAAUCACAAUCGGUUAAUGUUUCUUUGUUAUGAAUGAAUUUAAGUGUUUCAGUUUUGUUUUUAUGUAUGAGUUUUAGUUUAAUUUAAACAUGUUUGACUGAUUUGUGUUUUACUUUGUAUCCUUUCAUGAGAUUUGGGGAGAAGAAGAAUAAGACAAAGUUCUUAAUCUAACUUUUUAGCAACU
This is a messenger RNA of Camelina sativa (false flax), 780 nucleotides long. RefSeq lists its product as uncharacterized. NCBI's taxonomy places the organism in Eukaryota, Viridiplantae, Streptophyta, Magnoliopsida, Brassicales, Brassicaceae. The record is from RefSeq and is a predicted model, not a curated record.